AAUUAUUACAUGCCAUCCUUUUAUAUGGCAUGGAUAGAAAUUUAUAUUACUGGUUGGUUACACAGUCCAAAUGGACUUCUAAAGUUGACAGAUACCUUUUAGCUGCUCAAACACAGAACAAAAAACUCAUCUUUAACUGACUUGUGCACACUGCACAUUCCAUACUUGUGUUAAUGAAAAUAUGUGUUACCUUUAAUAGUUUGUGUGUUUUCAGAGCAAGGGGACCAGACACCAGUAAAAACAGGUGGCCCAGAUGAUCCAACCUCUCAGGGUGACUUUAUUGCACUUUCCAUAGAAUUCUACAUCCAGAGCAGCUUCAAGGCUAGUGGCAGAGAUGGUCCAGCCUCACAGACUACUCCAGCCAGACUUCAGGUUGCUCUGACUGAUGACCUUGAGACUUCCAGCAAGCAGAACUAAAGAAGAAUUCACUUCACAUGAACAAUUACAUGACUAGUAUAUGGAAAUGGCAUUAUAUUUGUGCCUUUUGAGUUAAUUCUGUUUGAAUGCCAGGAGUUUUGGAAGUCAAAACUAAUUUUUCUGUCUCUCAUGCUUAAAUCAGAGGGACCCGGAGGCUGCACCAUUUAACAUGAGUCUGGUGAAUGAGAGCAUCUCAGAGGAAUUCAUUCUCUUAGGGUUUUCAGAUCGGCCAUGGCUGGAGCUGCCACUCUUUGUGGUGUUUCUAGUGUCCUACAUCUUGACCAUCUUUGGGAAUACGAUGAUCAUUCUUGUGUCCCGCCUGGAUGCCAAACUCCACACCCCCAUGUACUUUUUCCUCACUAACCUGUCCCUGCUGGACCUGUGCUACACCACAAGCACAGUCCCACAGAUGCUCAUCAACAUAUGUAGCACCCGGAAGGUCAUCAGCUAUGGUGGCUGUGUGGCCCAGCUUUUCAUUUUCCUGGCCUUGGGUUGCACUGAAUGUUUUCUCCUGGGUGUCAUGUCCUUUGACAGGUUUCUAGCCAUCUGUAGGCCUCUCCAUUACUCAGUCAUCAUGCACCACAGGCGCUGCCUCCAGUUGGCAGCUGCUUGUUGGAUCAGUGGCUUCAGCAACUCAGUAUUGCAGUCUACGUGGACUCUUCAGAUGCCCCGGUGUGGUCACAAGAAAGUGGAUCAUUUCCUCUGUGAGAUCCCUGCCCUACUCAAAUUGUCCUGUGUGGAUACAACAGCAAUUGAGGCUGAACAAUUUUUUAUAAGUGUUGUCUUCCUUUUAAUACCUGUGACUCUCAUCCUUAUCUCAUAUACUCUUAUUGUCCAAGCAGUGUUGAGAAUAAGGUCAGCUGAAGGUCGGCGAAAGGCGUUUGGGACAUGUGGCUCCCACCUAAUUGUGGUGGUACUUUUUUAUGGUACUGCCAUCUACAUGUACCUGCAGCCUCCAUCCCCUACCUCCAAGGACCGGGGAAAGAUGGUGUCCCUCUUUUAUGGGAUCAUCACACCCAUGCUGAACCCCCUCAUCUACACCCUUAGGAACAAGGAGGUAAAGGGAGCGUUUAAGAGGUUGAUAACAAGGGUCUUUUUGGUCACAAAAUAAGGACUACCAAUGAUAGCACUAUUAUUAUAAGCUCUUACAGCUUGAUGAAUUAUACUAUUUUGUUCCCUAUAGCACUAUUCUGAUCAUCCUAUGAAAAUAAAAUCUUGAAGCCAGAAACCCAUAUUAGUAUUCUGCUGCAUAGAUAUAUUCAUUUCACAAGCUGUUAGAAGUGACCUUUUAUGAUCUUCCAAAACUGCUAACCUUAUAAGCUUCACACUUUCAGGAUUUACAGCCUUUUUGUUCUUGGUGAGGUUUCUUAGACAUCUCAGGUUCUGAAAUACAUGUUUGUGGAUCUUUUCCCCAAUAAUACAUUUUAAUAACAUGAAUAUCUCAUCUACAUGCAAAAAUCAGAACUCUACUAUUCUUUUCUGACAUGUGUUGAUCUAGUAUAAUUCUGUAAAACUAUCUAUGGCUUCUGCUCCCUAAUCAGAAGUACAUACUUAGGAGACCUAGAGUGAAAUUUCACACUCUUUAAGAAAUGCUAUACUAAAAAAUACAAUGAAAAUUUCUACAGUUAAAAAAUCAAAUUUUCAAUUCUUUUUAUCUU
Messenger RNA from Peromyscus eremicus (cactus mouse), 2075 nucleotides. Its product is annotated as olfactory receptor 2B2-like. Lineage: Eukaryota; Metazoa; Chordata; Mammalia; Rodentia; Cricetidae. Gene Ontology annotation, cellular component: membrane. Gene Ontology annotation, molecular function: olfactory receptor activity; G protein-coupled receptor activity. The record is from RefSeq and is a predicted model, not a curated record. The transcript is spliced from 3 exons. Gene Ontology annotation, biological process: G protein-coupled receptor signaling pathway. Bases 587 to 1528 code for a protein of 313 amino acids.